Archocentrus centrarchus (flier cichlid) is the source of this 2978-nucleotide messenger RNA. RefSeq names its product ectonucleoside triphosphate diphosphohydrolase 6 (gene entpd6). The record is from RefSeq and is a predicted model, not a curated record. Gene Ontology annotation, cellular component: Golgi apparatus. NCBI's taxonomy places the organism in Eukaryota, Metazoa, Chordata, Actinopteri, Cichliformes, Cichlidae. Gene Ontology annotation, molecular function: hydrolase activity. The transcript has 14 exons. The coding region runs from base 439 to 1734 and encodes 431 amino acids.
GCGCCGUGAUGUUGGCAGCCGGUUCGGAAUGAGGAAGACGGUGACCGGAGUCUGGGCUUAACGGGAGCCGCUGCUCACGGUGUCCGCGCGGUCCGUCAGCGCUCGUUUCCCGUUUGUUGCGUCUCCGCGGCGGGACGCAGCUAGCCUGCUGCUAGCUGUUAGCCUGUGACAAAGUUAAACAGGCGAAAAUGCUUAUUUUGAUCUUCUUCUAUUCACAGCACCGGUUAACGUGACCGUAUGAACUGUAUUUGUCCCACCGCAGCUAACUUGACUCCAUGAUCGGCAGGUGAGCCUGACAGGUGAGCCCACCUACAGCUCAGGUAUCUGCUGAAAAACGACCGUGUGGAGCGUCUGUUGACUGCAGUGAACCAAACUCAGAGAUUCCGGCAGUUUGUUCCAGCAGCAGCUCUGUUGCAGCUCUGCACAGAAUGAGAGACGAUGAAGAGACCGAAGCUAGCCGGACUGUUCCUCUUCCUGUGCUGCCUGCUGACCUACCUGAUGUUCGUGAAGCAUCACUACUCGACCUCCAGGCCCGAAGCCCACAGACUUCCUCCCCACCGCCGGCCCGUCUCCUCUGACGCCGGACGGCGCUUCCAGUUCGGCAUCAUGUUCGAUGCUGGGAGCACCGGGACCAGAAUCCAUGUCUUCAAGUUCCAGAUGGAGGACAAAGGAGCUCCCACGCUGGCCCACGAGACGUUCAGAGCCAUCAAACCGGGGCUGUCUGCGUACGCCGACGAGCCCCAGCAGUGUGCUGCAGGGAUCGUGGAGCUCCUGGAAGUCGCCAAGUCCAGCAUCCCCCCUUUGUACUGGACCUCCACCCCCGUGGUCCUGAAGGCAACGGCCGGCCUGCGUCUACUUCCUGGACAGAAGGCCGACCAGCUGCUGGACAGAGUGAGGGCGCUGUUCCUGGCGUCUCCCUUCCUGUCCGCAGACGACAGUGUGUCCAUCAUGGACGGCACUGAUGAAGGGAUUUCUGCUUGGAUCACUGUCAACUUCCUCACAGGUGGUCUUCACAGUGCUCACUCGCCCACGGUGGGGAUGCUGGAUUUGGGCGGCGGGUCGACUCAGAUCACCUUCAGCCCUCAGGAUGAGAAAACCAUCCAGACCUCACCUAUCGACCACAUCCGGUCCUUCCAGAUGUUCAACAACACACACCUGGUCUACACUCACAGUUAUCUGGGUCUGGGUCUGAUGUCGGCUCGCCUCACCAUCUUAGGAGGUGUGGACGCCCCGCCCUUAGGGGGCAGCACUGAGCUGGUCAGCCCUUGUCUUGCUCCAGAGUACUCAGGCAGCUGGGAGCAUGCUGACAUCACAUACACUGUGAAGGGGCAGAGGACAGGGGAGCUGGUUUAUGAGGCCUGCCUCAGCAGAGUGGAGAAGGUUCUGUACCAGAAGGUGACGGAGGUGUCCGGCGUGGCCAACAUGGACUUCUACGCCUUCUCCUUCUACUACGACCGCGCCGUCGACAUCGGCGCCAUAGAUGAGAAGGAGGGAGGAACCAUCCAGGUGUCCGACUACAUCCAAGCAGCUAAAAGAGUGUGCGGGGGGGUGUCCGGCAGUCCUCAGCAGAGCCCCUUCCUCUGUCUGGACCUGGUCUACAUCUCAGUCCUGCUGCAGGAGCUCGGCUUCCCUCCACAGAAGCAGUUCCGGCUGGCGAGGACCAUCAACCAGGUGGAGACCAGCUGGGCUCUGGGGGCCACUUUCCACUACAUGGAGACCCUGAAGAUGCACUGAAGACAAACCUCCGAGCUUUUAUUUUGAAAAGCUCUGGAUCCUGCUGAUUCAGACUCUGAAUGCAGCCCGUUUCUCUAGAAACCCUUCACACACACACACACACACACACACGUGCGCGUGUAUUAACUGAGUAAAUCAGGCCGUUUUUAUUCAAUUAUUUGAUUUGUUUCCAUUUUUCUUCUAAUAAUCCAGAAAAGUGGGACUAAAAUGUGAAAGCGUUCCGACCUCCCAGUUUGGAAGUCUGAAGCCGAACUCUUGUUUUUAAAGUACUCCUCGGACUCGCCUGUUCUCGGCUGUUUAAACACUAAACUGGUCUCCGUUUGAACGAGCUCGUCCGUCCGGUUAAACCAGUUUGUCUGUUAACCCGGAUCGUUUUUUUUCCACGGCGACUCCGACUGUCUUUGUUCUGAAGGACUUCCUGUUUGUAUUCCUGCAGUUUGAUGACGGGCAGCUCAUAUUUGAAUGUUUCAGUUCCUGUAAAAUUCCUGCAGAGCGUCGUCUGCUGCUGGCUCAGAGUUUCCAGAUGUGUCGUAUGUAUCAUCCAGUGUUAAUGGUCACCAUGGUUACCUGACAAAGCAGAGAUCAGAGUCGUUCACCUUAACGAGUCUGAUUUCUGGGGCAGAUUUUUACAUGAAUGCAGAAAUGAAACUUUGUCUGCGCACUUGUUUUAUGAUUGUUUUAUGAGCUGCAGAGGAGCCAUUUUUAUUUGAGGUCUAAAAACUGAUCCAGAGUCAGCCGCGGCCGUGGAGACUGGAGCUGCUGCUGACCCGAGCGCUCGGCCUGGGGUGGGAAACUGGAACAUCUGGUGGAUAAAAUCAGGGAGCCUGAGGACUUUAAUCAGACCUUCAGUGCUCGGGCAGCCCUUUAACCAAAGAACAGCUGUGACCCUGAGAAGCUGCUUCCUCUCCUCCUCAUUUCAUCGUCCUCCAGCUGCUCCGACACACUUCAGGACCUUCGAGUGUAAAACUGUGAUAAACGCACAGCUGCAGCUAUCGAUUAUUUUAGGAAUCGAGCAGUCGGACAAAAACUUUUGUUAAUGAGCAAUAAUAAAUGUUCAAAACAGAAAAACUGCCAGUUUUUAAAAUGAGCUGCUGUUUGGUUUCCACUGUAGAAAUAUCAGUGUUUCUUUCAUUGUGUCUACAUCCCAUAAUAAAAUCCUACUGAAGACUCACAGGACAGUCAGGCACACAUACAACCUAAACUAGAGCAGACAAUAAAAUAACCUUUACUCAGCUCAGAUCAGU